Bufo gargarizans (Asiatic toad) is the source of this 1275-nucleotide messenger RNA. It is a transcript of the gene UBE2L3, whose product is annotated as ubiquitin conjugating enzyme E2 L3. Lineage: Eukaryota; Metazoa; Chordata; Amphibia; Anura; Bufonidae. The transcript is spliced from 4 exons. The record is from RefSeq and is a predicted model, not a curated record. The coding region runs from base 37 to 501 and encodes 154 amino acids.
CGGCAAUGCAUUGUGGGAACUCCCCUCAGAUCCAAGAUGGCGGCCAGCAGGAGGCUGAUGAAGGAGCUUGAAGAGAUCCGCAAAUCUGGGCUGAAAAGUUUCCGCAAUAUACAUGUUGACGAAGCCAAUUUACUGACCUGGCAGGGGCUCAUAGUUCCAGACAAUCCUCCAUAUGACAAAGGAGCAUUUCGGAUUGAAAUCAACUUUCCUGCAGAGUAUCCAUUCAAGCCUCCCAAGAUAACCUUCAAAACCAAAAUCUACCACCCGAACAUUGAUGAGAAAGGCCAGGUAUGCCUGCCGGUGAUCAGUGCUGAAAACUGGAAACCAGCAACUAAAACUGACCAAGUCAUCCAGUCUCUCAUUGCCCUGGUCAACGAUCCCCAGCCAGAGCACCCACUGCGUGCAGAUCUAGCGGAAGAAUACUCAAAGGACCGUAAAAAAUUCUGUAAGAAUGCUGAAGAGUUUACAAAGAAAUACGGAGAGAAGCGACCUGUGGACUAGACAUUGAGGCCUUGCGCCAGAGGAAAACGCACACAAUAUACAAACACAAAUUCAAAAAGCGCAACUGAAGAAUUGGAGUCAGCGAGUUCAGAAUCCCCUCCUUCACCUUUACCCUGAAAAUACACAAGAGGCAGGACUCCGCGGGAACACGGAUAAGAGGCGCAGCGUCAACCCACGGCUUUUGCUAAACUCUAUUUAAAACUGUUAGAGGAGGAUUUAAAAUGUGUGAAUUGGGAGUGCAGUUCUGCUCUCUGUGUAAAAAAAAGUCACUCUUUUCCAUUCUUAAUUGCAGAAAAUGUUUUUCUUUUCAUCUGCCAUUCUGAAAUAAAUUACACACAACUCAAUGAUUUAUUUUCCAAUAGGGUUAAACUGUAGCAUCGCUUAGUGUCUUUCUUUUUUUCUUUUAGUACUAUUCUUGUCAUCUAAUUUUGAACACUCCCAGGCGAAGGUCCUUUAUCUGUUAGGUUUUAGUCUGCUGUCACUACCCCUUCCAUUAGCAGUCUUCUCUGUGUCAGAUUUGUCUUCUGACAUUGGCGGGAUUACAUAACCAUGGCCCAUAAAACCCACCAAAGGGAGGGGGAUUGUCGAACAUUUGGCUCUUAGUUUUCCUUUCAGUGUUGCACUGUGCUUUGUGGGACUUGGUAAAUUCUCCUUCAGUUUGUAACAUAAGAAUAUUAAAGAAAAAACAAAAAAAAUUUAAACUGUUGGAAAUGAGCCCGUUCUUCUGUAAUUCUGCCGGAUGUUGAGAUUAUGUUUAUUAAAGGGGUAAACCAA